This is a messenger RNA of Trematosphaeria pertusa, 1949 nucleotides long. Its product is annotated as amidase. NCBI's taxonomy places the organism in Eukaryota, Fungi, Ascomycota, Dothideomycetes, Pleosporales, Trematosphaeriaceae. The record is from RefSeq and is a predicted model, not a curated record. The transcript is spliced from 4 exons. Bases 207 to 1841 code for a protein of 544 amino acids.
CAUGUGUUCUCCACUUACACCGCAUAUGGACCUACGGCCUGCAAGCAUGACAUGUCUUAUUCGAAAUAAAGUAGCUGAGUCCAAAUCCAUAUACGGCUGAAAAGCCACUUUCUGCUCCAUUCCUCUGAAUCCUCUCACUAUCCCUUUGGCCCUAAGAUCAGAGCUGCAGCUUUACCUUUUCAGACAUCGCAAGCGGAGACGACAACAUGGCGGCACCAGCCAUUGCAGACUGGCAGACUCUCGCCGCCUCGAAAAGAGCAGCCAAUGCGAACAAGAUUCCCGCAGAAUGGCGCCUCCCAUCUUCCCUAACCGCCCAGUUCACCGAAACCUCGACGCUCAACGUCCUCGACGUGCCUCGAACCUGCGGCCUGCUCACCGAAAAGGAGCUCGAAUUGACCGAGAACUACCACGCUACGGAACUCGCCCAUCUUAUGAGUAGCGGCAAAGCCACGAGCGUGGAUGUAGUAACCGCGUUCUGUAAGCGGGCGGCUAUAGCGCAGCAGUGCGUAAACUGCUUGACGGAGACCAUGUUCGACGAGGCGAUCGCGAGAGCGAGGGAGUGCGACGAAUACCUUGCGCGGGAAGGGAAAUCCAUGGGUCCACUCCACGGUGUCCCGAUUUCUCUCAAAGAUUCGUUCAACGUCAAAGGCACCCAAUCCACCAUCGGCUACGUCUCCUGGAUCUCCCACCCGCCGGCGAGCUCAAACUCCAACCUCGUCGACCUUCUCUUCGCUGCCGGCGCAGUCUUCUACUGCAAAACGAAUCUCCCGCAAACCAUGAUGACAGCUGAUAGCCACAACAACGUCUUCGGCCGCACGCUCAACCCCAACAAUCUCUCGCUCACAUCCGGCGGCAGCACCGGCGGCGAAGGCUCUUUAAUAGCCAUGCGGGGAAGCAUCCUGGGACUAGCCACUGAUGUCGCGGGUAGUAAUAGGAUACCUGCGCUUUGCAAUGGCGUCAAGAGCUUUAAGCCGAGCGCGGGGAGAGUGCCGUUCGGAGGCGGCGCGCCGCCGGGGAGACUGGGCAGUCCGAGUAGCAUUGUGCCGGUUAUCGGACCUAUGGGGUGGAGCGUGAGAGAUCUAGAGUUGGUGAUGCAGACCAUAUGCGACAGCGACGCGUGGAGAUUCGAUGAGAACGUGCUGAACAUUCCGUGGCGGCGCAUCCAGCCCACCACUCGUCCACUGCGAUUUGGACUCAUACGCGGGCAUCCAAAGCGCCCGCUGCAUCCACCGAUUGCGAGGGCCCUGCAUUCCGCUGCUACGAAGCUAAAAGAGAAAGGUCAUCAAGUCGUGCUGUUGGAUGACAAGAUCCCCGAUCUCUGGGAGAGUGCAAUUCUGGCUUGGAAGUUCUUCCUGCUGGAUCCGAAGAAGACGCCGGUGCAGCAUAUCACGGCGAGCGGCGAGCCAUGGGUGCCGUCGAUUGCGACCUGUCGGUUUGAAGAGUUGAAUGGGUGGGAGCCAAGCUUGGAUGAGCUGUGGGAUAUGAAUCUCGAGAGAGCGAAGAUUGUGAAGAGAUAUCAUGAUCUGAUUGUCGAGAAUGAGCUGGAUGCUGUGCUCAUGACGGGGUAUAACGCGUGCGCGCCGCCGCAUGAUACUUACGGUGUGACCAUAUAUACUGUGCUGCAGAACCUGCUGAAUUACCCUUCCGGUAUCCUACCCUAUCUGAAGGCCAAUAAGGAGUUGGAUGAGCCCUUCUUCAAGGCUGAGGCGGUUUAUGAACCCCCUUAUAACCCCGAGACGUUCGAAGGUAUGCCAGCGCACGUUCAGGUCAUGGGAAAGCCCAUGAAGGACGAGGAGUUGAUGGACAUACUCAAGCUCAUGGAAGGCAUAUUAGAGGAGUAGGCGGAAGGACACUAAGAAAAAGAUCAAUGAAUGAUGCAUGGAGGUCCUAAUUCGUUUUCUACCUAUUGUGAUCGAACCAGAACACUCCAUGAAAUGUAAAGUCAGGGU